Molecule: messenger RNA, 3099 nt
Organism: Gorilla gorilla gorilla (western lowland gorilla)
Lineage: Eukaryota; Metazoa; Chordata; Mammalia; Primates; Hominidae
Gene: GLRB
Product: glycine receptor beta
Exons: 10
Coding region: 251-1744 (497 amino acids)
Biological process (GO): chloride transport; monoatomic ion transmembrane transport
Cellular component (GO): postsynaptic membrane
Molecular function (GO): transmembrane signaling receptor activity; extracellularly glycine-gated chloride channel activity
Source: RefSeq, a predicted model, not a curated record
CCCCCGCGGCCCGCGCUGUCCCCGCUGCGGCCCCGACCGCGGCUCGCCACGGCGCAGGCUCCGCGGCCCGAGCAGGCGCGUCAGCCGAGCUCGGCGGUGGCGCGGGCGGCUGGGACGCAGCUGCCCCCGCUCGGCGCCCGCUGCACCCCUAGCAGCCACUGCCACCUGGGCCCGGAGCCUCCACGAUCUCGCCCGGCGAUUGUGGGCAGGGGCGCCUCCGGAUCGAUCUUCUGAAAUUUAAGUUUUCAAGAUGAAGUUUUUAUUGACAACUGCCUUUUUAAUUUUAAUUUCCUUGUGGGUGGAAGAAGCCUAUUCUAAGGAAAAGUCUUCAAAGAAAGGGAAGGGGAAAAAGAAGCAGUAUCUAUGCCCAUCUCAGCAGUCAGCAGAGGACCUUGCCCGAGUACCUGCCAACUCCACUAGCAAUAUCUUGAACAGGUUAUUGGUCAGUUAUGAUCCCAGGAUAAGACCAAACUUCAAAGGCAUUCCUGUUGAUGUAGUAGUCAACAUUUUUAUUAACAGUUUUGGAUCCAUUCAAGAAACAACAAUGGACUAUAGAGUUAACAUCUUUCUGAGACAAAAAUGGAAUGACCCCAGGCUGAAGCUCCCCAGUGAUUUUAGGGGUUCAGAUGCACUGACAGUGGAUCCAACAAUGUACAAGUGUUUAUGGAAACCUGAUUUAUUUUUUGCAAAUGAAAAAAGUGCCAAUUUUCAUGAUGUGACCCAGGAAAACAUCCUCCUCUUUAUUUUUCGUGAUGGAGAUGUCCUUGUCAGCAUGAGGUUAUCUAUUACUCUUUCAUGCCCUUUGGACUUGACAUUGUUUCCCAUGGAUACACAACGUUGCAAGAUGCAACUGGAGAGCUUUGGUUACACAACUGAUGAUUUACGAUUUAUCUGGCAGUCAGGAGAUCCUGUGCAAUUAGAAAAAAUUGCCUUGCCUCAAUUUGAUAUCAAAAAGGAAGAUAUUGAAUAUGGUAACUGUACAAAAUACUAUAAAGGCACUGGCUACUACACAUGUGUGGAAGUCAUCUUCACCCUGAGGAGGCAGGUCGGCUUUUACAUGAUGGGGGUCUACGCCCCAACCCUGCUCAUUGUUGUUCUCUCCUGGCUUUCCUUCUGGAUCAACCCGGACGCGAGUGCUGCCAGAGUGCCCCUGGGUAUCUUCUCAGUCCUCAGCUUGGCCUCUGAGUGCACAACCCUCGCCGCUGAGCUUCCCAAAGUUUCCUAUGUGAAGGCUCUUGAUGUUUGGCUUAUUGCUUGCCUUCUCUUUGGGUUUGCUUCCCUGGUGGAGUAUGCAGUUGUCCAGGUGAUGCUGAACAACCCCAAAAGGGUUGAAGCCGAAAAAGCCAGAAUUGCUAAGGCUGAGCAAGCAGAUGGAAAAGGUGGAAAUGCGGCUAAAAAGAAUACUGUGAAUGGAACAGGGACUCCCGUUCAUAUUAGCACUUUGCAGGUUGGUGAGACCAGAUGCAAAAAAGUUUGUACUUCUAAGUCUGAUCUGAGAUCUAAUGACUUCAGCAUUGUUGGAAGCUUACCAAGAGAUUUUGAAUUAUCCAAUUAUGACUGCUAUGGAAAACCCAUUGAAGUUAACAACGGACUCGGGAAAUCUCAGGCUAAGAACAACAAGAAGCCUCCCCCUGCGAAACCUGUUAUUCCAACAGCAGCAAAGCGAAUUGAUCUUUAUGCAAGAGCACUGUUUCCUUUCUGCUUCUUGUUCUUCAAUGUUAUAUAUUGGUCUAUAUAUUUAUGAUAAAUCUUUUCCAUUUGUACAAAAUAAAAUUCCAUUUCAUUGUGACCUACUCCUUUCAUAAAUGCCAAUCUGUGAGAACUUUUGAAUUUUCAUGGCAACAUUGCAUUUUGGAUGCCAUUUGAUUGUAAUAAAACUGUGGCACCUUAAUUUUGAAUGGCAGCAUGAUCAAGUAAUAUCUGUGCUCUAAUAACGAUGUAUAUAUGUAUAGUGAACAUAUUGCUUAGUAACAAAUGAAGGACAAGCAUACUACAUAAUAUAAUCCAUACAAUUCUCUUCAGUUAGUGUAAACUGCAAAUAAUACAGAUAAUUCUGAUAAUAAAAUGAUAUGCACGCUGAAUCCUGCUAUGGUCACCAUUCUAAUGUAUGUAGUAUUUCAAAUUUCCUUCCUUGUAACUUUCAAAGAAAGCCAUCUUAUUCUUUUAAAAUUUUAGAUGGUAUUAUCACAGAUUUAAAAAGGUUGUAUCACAUAUUGUUUAAACUUUGUAAGUAGAAAUAUAUCAGUUAUAAUUAUGUAGGCUCUGUGGAGAAAUAAAGUUAAAAAAUAUUAAUUUGUAAAAUCAGCUCGUUUUAAAGUGUGCUUGUGUUGUCAAAAAUAUCAGAUAGUAAUACACAGUAAGCAUUUUCAAACAAAGGGAAACUUAUAUUUAUGUAACUGUAUACUGAAUUCUGACAAAAUAAAAAAAGAUACCUUAUUGACGAAAUAUUUAGGAUAAACAAAAUUCUAUUUAAUCCACCUUAAAACCUAAAUGUAUUUUCAUGGAUUUCAUUUGUUGGUACAUAUUACACAAAACAUUGUGCCUUAAAAUGAGUCAUACAUCUUUUAAAUUGGAAUGCAGUAAUAGACACGUGAUUUUACAUCAUUUUUAAGAAACCAAGGGGAAGUAAUAAGUUGAAAAAGAAAUCCAUAACUAUUAAAAGAUUUUAACUUUUUUAUUUUAUUAAAAUGCUUGCAUAUUUUAAGUAAAAUUAAAAAUGUUUUCUGAAUUUAUUUUUUAUUUCAAUAUUUUGGGAUUAGUUACAAAAUAUUUAGAGAUUAAGUAAAUAAUAGCUUUGUUUGUAUUAGACUUCACUUCUACUUGUAUUUUCUUUCUUGUUAAAAGUCUAGACAACUGAGAUUUACUUACUUUGAACUUGUUCCAAUCCAAAAGUAAGCGCUAAGUCUCAUUUUAUGAGACCACCAUUUCUUAAUAUCACAUCCAAUGUACCUUUGUCUUUCUGCCAUAUCUGAAGUAAAACUAUCAGUAAUUCACAUAGAUAAACAUAAGACUAAAGAAGUAUGUUACAUUAUCUGGAGAGUUUUGUUGCAGCUACGAGUUUGUAUGGCAAAUUCAAUAAUAAAGUAUUGUUUAUGCAAA